Molecule: messenger RNA, 1762 nt
Organism: Anguilla rostrata (American eel)
Lineage: Eukaryota; Metazoa; Chordata; Actinopteri; Anguilliformes; Anguillidae
Exons: 5
Coding region: 131-988 (285 amino acids)
Biological process (GO): response to bacterium
Source: RefSeq, a predicted model, not a curated record
GAAUCAUGAGCUGCUGUGAUUCGCUGAGUGUAGAAGCUCCUCCCUCUCCAUCUUCCUGACUGGCCCCUUAUAGCUGGGUCCUGCAGCCUCUCCUAUCCUCACACUCCAACCUGCUCCACACACUGACAACAUGCUGGGGACACUUUGCACUCUCAUCACUGUGCUCUCAUGUGUGAGUGGAGCGACAGUGGUAACACAGAAGCCUCCUGUUCUGUCAGUGAGUAAAGGAGGUACGGCCACUAUGGACUGUAACGUUGGGACUGUGACUGAUUGGUCCACUUACUGGUACAAGCAGGUUCCAGGUGGAGUUCCUCAGUUUGUGCUGCGGCUCCAUGAAGCUGAACACUCUCCAAAUCCACUUGGAACCGGUUUCCCAUCCAAUCGCUUCACAACAACCCGUCAGAGUAAUACAGACUCCCAAUUUAUCAUUAAAAAUGUGGAGGCAGGAGACUCAGCAGUGUAUUACUGUAGCACAUGGGACAACUCUGCUAAAGAGGAGGAGUCACACAGCAUCCAUCAGCAUUCACACAUGGAGGAAGUGAGCGGAUCUCUGGCACUUUGCAAUGUCUAUUCUACCGACAUCUGGCCGUUCACACCACACACUGACAACAUGCUGGGGACACUCUGCACUCUCAUCACUGUGCUCUCAUGUGUUGGCAGUCAGACACUGUUGACACAGAAACCUACAUUGCUGAGUUUAACUAACGGACAGACAGCAAGCAUGGACUGUAACAUUGGCCCAGACGAUUCAUAUCAUAUUUACUGGUACAAGCAGGUUCCAGGCAGUGCUCCUCAGUAUGUGUUGUGUUUCUACCACUCUCACAGUUCUCCUAGCUAUGGAGCUGGGUUCUCAUCCAGCCGCUUUACCUCCACAGCCCAGAGUGAAACAGAUUAUCAGUUAAUAAUUACCAAUGUGGAGGCAGGAGACUCAGCAGUGUAUUACUGUGAGAAAUGGGUGAACUCUGUGAGCGAGAGAGUAUCACAGUGAUUCACACCAUGACAAAAACCUCAGCUCAGACCAUCUGCACUUCUGCUUUUAAAGAUAGCUAGAACAUACACUCACUUCUCAUUCUGAUAUACAGACAUGAAGUAAACCUGAACCAGAGCGUUGGUGACAGCAGUUCUCUCCUUCUCUCAGUACCUCUCGUGAGUUGGUCAAACAAACCCGGAAUGUAUUUAUAUAUCAUCAUAAUUUUCGGAUGCACUUUCACGAAAAACAUUUUCAUUAAUAUGAAACAUUUUCAAACAAAUUGCUUUCAUCUGCCAGCCCUUUCCACAGCCAAAUACAGAUUAGGUCAUUUAACCGCAUUCCACGUAAACUAGUCCACACAUCUAAUUAGCUGUUUCUCUAAAUUAUUAUGUGAUUAUAGCAAAUUGUAAAAUUAAUAAAACAAACAAUGCAGAUCUUUGAAACACCAUCAGUAAAAAUGUAAUGUCACUAAUAUGUUUCACAGAAACAAAUUUUUUAAAAUGAAUCUUGAAAAUAAUGUUAAUUAACCAAAGUUACAUCAUCAUGCAUUUAUAUGAUCAAACUAUAUGCCUGUAUAUAUGAUGGUGUCCAAUAUCACACUGAGUUUUGGCAUCAUGCAGUGCUCUCAGUAUAUGACCCCAAAACUUUGUGAAAAACUGAAUGGAUCUAAAUGCAUCUUUCACUGUUGAGCUUCAUUUUGUAUCAAUAGAAAUUAAUAUAAAUAUAUUCCAUGUGUAGUAUGAUAUGGUAGUGUGUGUUCGAAUAAAUAAAGAUAUCUGAUGUUGUACUGAA